AUGGCCACUGAUGUUGGUUUACAGUCGAAAGAACACAGAAAUCUCCUCGACCUGAUUGACAAGCUUCGUGCCAAAGGGGUUGGGGAAUAUGUUGCUCUCCCUGAGAUAAUUGUGGCUGGAGACCAAUCCGCGGGCAAAAGCUCGGUGCUGGAAGCCAUUUCUGGUAUGUCUUUCCCGACAAAAGAUAACCUGUGUACGCGAUUUGCUACCGAACUUGUUCUGAGGCGAUCCUCCAAUGUUGGUGUGAGGAUCUCCAUUAUUCCUGCUGCAAAUCGGCCAUCGCAUGAGCAAGAUAUGUUGAAGCAGUUCAGCCCAGAUGUGAACCAUAGCAACCCAGAGCUCUCCGAGGUUGUUGAACGUGCCAAGCAGGCCAUGGGUAUCAACCCGAAAUCCAAAGCAUUUAGUGACGAUAUAUUGCGGGUUGAAAUUUCUGGACCGGGACAACCUCAUCUGACAAUGGUUGAUCUUCCUGGCCUUUUCAAGGCUGGAAACGCUAGUCAAUCUGUCAAGGAUGCCCAAAUUGUGGAUCAAAUGGUGCUUCGAUACAUGAAGAGGCCCAAGAAGCAUAAUUCUUGCGGUUACCCCCAGCGCAAGCGCACAUUAGGCCUCAUCACCAAACCGGACACACUAGAUGAGGGAUCAGAAAGCGAGUCUUCAUAUAUGCGUCUCGCGCAGAACAAGGACGUGAAAUUUAAGCUUGGGUGGCACGUACUAAAGAACCGCGAUUACAAGAUGACACGGGACAAAGCAACUUGUCAGGAACGGGACCUGGCGGAAGCUGAGUUCUUCUCCAAACCUCCCUGGAAUAUGCUGCCGCCAUCAACUGUCGGAGCCAGCUCUCUUAAAACACGUCUCAGUCAGCUUUUGAAAGAUCAAAUUUUAUUGCAACUGCCAGACUUGAUCAAGGAAGUCGAGAAUGGAAUGCAAGACACUAAGGAUCAGCUGGAGAAACUCGGACCUCGACGAGAGAAUACGCCCGAGCAACGGCAGUAUCUCAUCCAGAUAAGCCAAGCCUUUUCCGAGCUCAUUAAAGCAGCAGUCGAUGGUUUCUAUAAUGACCCCUUUUUUGGUAGCGCAAAGGAUGACGAAGGGUACCACAAGCGACUGCGAGCCGUGAUUCAAGAGAUAUUGACCGAUUUUAAAGACGUCAUGAAUGACAAAGGGUGCCGCAAAAAGAUUAUCGAUGACCCGGACGAUGACGAUCCUAAAGAACAGCGUUUGAGUAAAUUUGAAAUAUUUCGGUCCAAAUACACCGAAAAAGUCCAGAACCUCAUGGAUCGGAACCGUGGUUGUGAGCUACCAGGAACAUUCAACCCUAUGAUUGUUGGCGAACUAUUUUUCGAUCAGUGCAAACCCUGGCAGGGCAUUACUGACCUUCUUUUGGAAGAAGUGAUGAGGGCGGUGUGUCACGUCUGUCAUGAAAUCAUCCAACAUGUAGCUGUUGAGAAUACAGCGGCAAAGCUCUGCGGGCUCCUUAGUACCUACAUCGAGGGUCUUCGGAAACAAUUGAAAGUGUCACUUGAAUUGCUACUUCAGCCAUACCAAAAGAUACACCCAAUUACGUACAAUGAGUCGCUUACGGAAAACGUACAAAAGGCGCAAGCUGAAAGGCGCCGUCGAAAAGUCGAGGCUAACAUUAAAGAAGCAUAUCCGUCCAAUGAAGUGAGAGGAACUUGCAAGACAAUUUUGUACCUGCUUACAGUUGACGUGGACGUCGACAUAAAAUCAUAUGCCAGCUCAUUAGCCGUGGAUUAUCUCGAGGCAUAUUACAAUGUAUCCUUGAAGAAAUUUAUCGACGAUGUUAGCACGCUUGGAGUAGAGUGUUCGCUGAUGCAGAAACUUCGAAUCGUUUUUGAGCCACAGCAUAUUUACAAGAUGAGCGACGUCGAGAUACAAAACCUUGCCACGGAGAACCCUUUGGCCACGGCGGAACGGCAACGAUUGAAGAAAAAAUUAAAUACGCUUGACGGCUGCCUAUAUGAUCUUAAGCAGCAGGAUCAUUUACGUCCAGAAGAAAAUGAAGCCAGGUCGUUUCGAGACUUGACGAGCACAUUCAUCAAGCGAGAGCGAUUUCGUGAAUGA
Messenger RNA from Pochonia chlamydosporia 170, 2082 nucleotides. Its product is annotated as interferon-induced GTP-binding protein Mx. The record is from RefSeq and is a predicted model, not a curated record. NCBI's taxonomy places the organism in Eukaryota, Fungi, Ascomycota, Sordariomycetes, Hypocreales, Clavicipitaceae. Bases 1 to 2082 code for a protein of 693 amino acids. Gene Ontology annotation, molecular function: microtubule binding; GTPase activity; GTP binding. The transcript is spliced from 4 exons. Gene Ontology annotation, cellular component: cytoplasm; membrane; microtubule.